AUGGCCAUCCGUUUCGUUUCCGUUUCGUUCCUGGACCCGCCCAACGCCCGUCCCGCCCGUCCCGUCCAACUACCGUCCAACGGCCUUCGCGCCGCGCCGUCACGGCCUUCGCACCGUUCCAACCUGGCCAGGAUAAGCUGUGGUGGAUGCGUGCCCAAGACCAAGACAACCUCGCCUUGUCUCCCCAAGAUCGACGCCACCGCCUUCACCUCAUCCUCGCUCUCCACGCCAUGCACUUCUCUGUCAGGUCUCGGCGUGCCGUGCCUCCCCACCGAUGCAACCCUCCCACCCCGCCAACCGAUCAAGGUACUUGGUACAGGCUCAACGGACGAUGCAACCUCCCCGGCGUCGCCGCCGGGAGGUCAUGCACUUCAUUUCCCCAACGGCGCCCACGGUCCGCCAGAGCUCGUCCAUCGUCUCGAGUGUCCUGGUUAA
Messenger RNA from Verticillium dahliae VdLs.17, 435 nucleotides. RefSeq lists its product as uncharacterized. Lineage: Eukaryota; Fungi; Ascomycota; Sordariomycetes; Glomerellales; Plectosphaerellaceae. Bases 1 to 435 code for a protein of 144 amino acids. The record is from RefSeq and is a predicted model, not a curated record. The transcript is spliced from 2 exons.